Pimephales promelas (fathead minnow) is the source of this 2029-nucleotide messenger RNA. It is a transcript of the gene zmynd10, whose product is annotated as zinc finger, MYND-type containing 10. Gene Ontology annotation, cellular component: centriolar satellite; cytoplasm. The record is from RefSeq and is a predicted model, not a curated record. Gene Ontology annotation, biological process: outer dynein arm assembly; inner dynein arm assembly; motile cilium assembly. NCBI's taxonomy places the organism in Eukaryota, Metazoa, Chordata, Actinopteri, Cypriniformes, Leuciscidae.
GAAGGUGUUAUCCGCGCUGAUUGUUGUAAUCGAAAGGUUGAGGUUAGUCGAAAAAGUUUAAACCUGCUUGUUUAUAUUCGACAGCGGAGGACAUUAAAAAACGAUGGACUCAGUACUUCUAUACGGAGAAGCUGAAGGAUAUAUUCAAAGUCUGGAGAAGAUGUCACUGCGUGAUAUCGGAAGCCCAAGGUGGUUUCGCCAACAUGAAUUCAUUGAGAAGCUGAAUAUGCAAGCUAUUCUGAAUGCCAGUGCCAAUCAGGAGGAAUUCAUAAAAGACCUCUUUGUUUCUCUUGGAAAGAUACCAACACUGAUACAUGCAAUGAUACUUACAGAAGUCUGGAAACAUAAAGUGUUUCCCAUAAUUUGCAAACUCCAGGACUUUAAUCCAAAGAGCACAUUUCUGCUCUAUAUGGUGAUUCACCAUGAAGCUACCACUAUAAACCUGCUGGAGACAAUUAUGUACCACAAGGAGUCCAGUGAAGCUGCUGAUGAUAGUGUACUUGACUUAGUCGAUUACUGUCAUCGCAAACUCACACUUCUGGCAGGACGUUCUGUCUCUGGAGAGAUCCCAACUGAGGACCGAAUUACACAGACACAGCUGUUAGACACAGGAUCUGUGCAGGAUCUGCAAAGACAAAGUGACUUGUUAGAGUUUGAAAUCUCUAUCAAGGCUCUGUCAGUACUGUGCUACAUCACCGAUCACAUUGAGAGUUUGAGUUUGAGUGUGCUGUCGAGGAUGCUGUGCACUCAUAAUAUGCCCUGUGUGCUGGUUCAGUUGGUGGAAAAUUGCCCCUGGAACAGAGGUACUCUGGAGAAAUACACAGAGGGGAGGUGGAGGCCCGUCCUGCCAGAAGAUCAGCUAAAGUUAAAUAAACAUGACGGCCAGGUGUGGAUGGCUUUACUGAACCUGAUACUCAAACCAGACUGCCAAAGAAAAUAUAAUUUCAAUAGCUUUAACAAAGGACAACUUUUAAAGCUUUGUGGGUUUUUGACAGACGUUGUGAUAGAUCAGUUACCAAACCUACUUGAUCUCAAGCAAUUCCUCAGUCAACUUGCUGUCACAGAUCCAGUGGCCCCCAAAAAUGAUCUAAUCCUGGAACAGGUGCCAGAGAUAUGGAAUAAUAUUGUAAUGGAGAACAGCAACAAGUGGAAAGCCAUAGCUAAAUUCCAAGUGACACAUGUUUUUAACCCCUCUGAAAGUGAACUAAGAGAACAAGCUAGCAGGUUGUCUCAAACAUAUAAUCUGGAUGUGAUGGAGAAUCUAAUCCCAGACAAACCCAAGUGUGGAGCUUGUGGAAGAAUGGGUGCAAAACGCUGCUCCCGCUGUCAGGGAGAGUGGUAUUGCAACAGAGAGUGUCAGGUGAAACACUGGCCCAAGCACAAGCCUGCAUGCAAACUCAUGGGAGAGACCAUACAAAGACUGCAGGAGGAACUGAACAUUAGGAGCUGAAUUAGAGCACUGCUAAAUGAAAAGGAUGGUGAGAUAUAAGAACACAUCCACUAUGAACAGUCAUAUUUAAUGGACACUAAUGGAAAAAGACAAAAAGAUACAACAAACUGUUCCUGACAGUCUUCUUUCAUUAGCUAUUCUAUGUUUGUAUGUUGUGUUUAAAAAGAGUGAAUAGAUAGUUCCUGAUGAAAGCUUUCAUAUGUAUAAAUAUUCUUUGUAAAUGCAUGGUCAUAAAACUAUUAUUUGCACACAUUGUUAAAUUGAUUAUAUUGAUAACUGUUACAAUAUAACCAUUAUUCUCACAUUUUGUUAUUAAAUGAACUGAAUUAACUGCUAAAAUACAUUGGAGAUCUGGUCAGUUUGAUACAACAUUAUUGCAUUUGUUGUAAAAUCUAUUCUUUACCACUUCCAAAGGACAUGAGAGAGACGUUAGGGUUUGUGAAAAUCAGUAAUAGAUGUAACAGAUUUGGAACUUCACAGUUUAAAUUUUAUUCACAAACCCUUUUGGAAUAUAAGAAAAAAAUAUUUGGUUUGUACCAUUGGGCACUAUGUAGAAGUGUAUGACCACUGGAUUCUGUA